Molecule: messenger RNA, 420 nt
Organism: Entrophospora candida
Lineage: Eukaryota; Fungi; Glomeromycota; Glomeromycetes; Entrophosporales; Entrophosporaceae
Source: the annotation of a GenBank genome assembly
AUGGGUUUCGCUAAAACUGCAAACACUGCUGGAGCUGGUUUAAUAACAUCAUUAAUGUUGCUUUGCAUCGGAAUUUAUGCUCGUAGUCAUGUUGUGAAUAAAAGAGUGACAUGGGUCUUUGCAUUAUUCAAUGAAUAUGGACCAGAGUUGCAGCUUGGAGCUGGUGGACUUAGUCUUGUGACUAUAUCCCUUAUAUUCUCACUCUUAUCAGCUCUUGCAUUUUAUAAAGGAGAUCAAGCUGUAAGUAAAGAAGGCAGUGACAUCAAUAGUUCCAACGAUAAUGAAAAUAUAAACACAGUAAUGACCAACCAGCAGAAACCUGUUCCUCAACAAUUUCAAAUUCCACAAUCUUAUUUAAACCCUCAAUCUGAUACAAAUAAUCAACCUUAUUCGAGCACCAACUAUCAACCUGUUGUUUAA